This is a messenger RNA of Leopardus geoffroyi (Geoffroy's cat), 3780 nucleotides long. RefSeq names its product transcription factor SPT20 homolog. Gene Ontology annotation, molecular function: transcription coregulator activity. NCBI's taxonomy places the organism in Eukaryota, Metazoa, Chordata, Mammalia, Carnivora, Felidae. The record is from RefSeq and is a predicted model, not a curated record. The transcript has a single exon. Gene Ontology annotation, cellular component: SAGA complex. Gene Ontology annotation, biological process: regulation of transcription by RNA polymerase II. Bases 190 to 3780 code for a protein of 1196 amino acids.
GUAUGUCGUGCGGUGCUUUCCCGGCGCGCGUUUCUUGCCGUCCAUUUGGAAGUUAGGCUGGUGGCUGCACUGUGGAGUGGCGGCGUCUGCAAGACUCUACCUCUACCUCCACGUGAAAGACGGGACCUUCACCCGGCUCUUUAAGGCGCUUGCGCUUGCCUUUCUCUUUAGGGCCCCUGUUGUGCCACGAUGCAGCAGGCUUUAGAACGAGCUCUGGACCGUGCGGAGUAUGUCAUUGCCAGUGCCCAGCAGAGGCCUCCUGAAAGGAAAGGCUCAGCGAGUGGGGGAGCAUCUCUGGAUGAAAAACUUUAUGACCUGUAUGUGGAAGAAUGCGGGAAAGAGCCUGAGGCUACGGAGGAAUUAAGAAGCAACGUGAACUUGUUGGAGAAGCUCCUGAGGAGAGAGUCGUUGCCGUGCUUAGUGGUCAACCUAUACCCAGGAAAGGAGGGAUAUUCGCUGAUGCUCGAGGGCGAAAAUGGAUCCUAUUCGGAGACCAUUCGACUGCCUUACGAAGAAGGGGAGUUGCUCGAAUACCUGGAUGCUGAACAAUUACCUCCUGCUCUGGUGGAUCUCCUGGAAAAAUCUCAGGUUAACUUUUUUCACUCUGGGUGUGUCAUAGCCCAGGUACGGGACUACAGGCAGUGCAGUCGGGAACCUCCCGGCUACGCGAGCAGGCAUGUUCUCCUGCGGCCAACGAUGCAGACGUUAGCCUGCGACGUGCAGUCCAUGACCAGCGAUGACCAGACCUGGACCCAGGAAGACAGGCUUUUGCUGGAGAGCCAGCUGAUCUUAGCCACGGCCGAACCGCUGUGUCUUGAUCCUUCUGUAUCAGUAGCCUGCACUGCAAACAGGCUGCUCUAUAACAAGCAAAAGAUGAACACUGGCCCCAUGAAAAGGAGCUUCAAGAGGUAUUCUGCACCCUCCCUGAACCGGCAGCAGGAGCUGUCUCAUCGUCCACCUCCUCCUGAGCUGAGAGUAUGGGCCUCUUGCAAGAAAAUCAGAGAAAGGCAAGCGGGUCCGCAGCACGACCUCAAAAUUUCUAAAGCGGGGAACUGCGUCGAUAUGUGGAAACAGAGACCCUGUGACUUGGCCGUACCUUCCGGAGUGGACGUGCAGAAAUACGCCAGGGGGAAGAAGUCCGCCAGAUACGAUGGCUCGCCACCGACGGCCUGGCCAGCCCACAAGGUAGAAGGUGAUUCCGUAUUGGGCUAUGAAGCUGGCGGUGAGUCUCAGAUAGCGCAGCUGACUUCCGUGCAGCCGCCGAAUGACCCACCUUUGUCUGGAAGAAGAAGGCCCUGCAAAGAAGCCAGACGUGAGGGACAGGGGUCUCCUCCGCACUCCUCCACAGACGAUCGUCCAGACAGUGUCCGGCCUGGCUCAAAGACGGAUGCUGGGACGGAAGCCAUUCGGUCAGCUGUCUUGGUCCAGCGCAAGGCCAAGGGUCCCGCCGCCGCGUCACACGGCUCCAGUGGCCCAGCCAGCCUCAGCCAGCCGCCUCCCGGGAAAGAAACAGCACAGCCUGAGACGGUGUCGGUUUGGUCUUCAGUCCUGGGGAAGGGAGUCAGCCAUCCACCUCUACGCUUCAGACUUUCCUGGAGCUCAGGAGGGACUCGGUCAGGCAACAGUUUCAUCCCAGUGGAGGCGAGCGGCUUCUUUAAAUCUCCAGCUCCUGCUCCCGCUCCUGCUCCUCAGCCCCCGAGUCUUUCCCAGAAUUCGUCUGUGGACGUGAAUCGAGUGAGCAUGUUUCCCGCAGCCGCCCUGUCCAGCAGCAGCUCGCCACAAGGAACCCUGGCCCCCCCGGUCACGGCCAACUCCCAGCAGCCCUCUGCGGGAGCGACUCGAGGUAGCACGCUUCCUGCGGCCACACUGUCCACCGCCGGCUCAUCACAGACAACCCUGGCCCCCCCGGUCACGGCCAACUCCCAGCAAUCCCCUGUGAGAGUGAUUCGAGUUAGCAUGCUUCCUGCAGCCACACCGUCCACCGCCGGCUCAUCACAGACAACCCUGGCCGCCCGGGUCACGGCCAACUCCCAGCAGUCCUCUGCGGAAGUGACUCGAGGUAGCCCGUUUCCUGCAGCCACACCGUCCACCACCGGCUCAUCACAGACAACCCUGGCCGCCCGGGUCACGGCCAACUCCCAGCAGUCCUCUGCGGGAGCGACUCGAGGCAGCACGCGUCCUGCAGCCACACCGUCCACCGCCGGCUCAUCACAGACAACCCUGGCCCCCCCGGUCACGGCCAGCUCCCAGAAGCCCUCUGCGAAACAGGUGAUUCAAGUUAGCAUGCUUCCCGCAGCCACCCUACCCACUACCGGCUCAUCACAAAGAAGCCUGGCCCUCCCGGUCACGGCCCACUCCCAGCAGUCCUCUGCGGAAGUGACUCGAGGUAGCCCGUUUCCUGCAGCCACACCAUCCACCGCCAGCUCAUCACAGACAACCCUGGCCGCCCCGGUCACGGCCAACUCCCAGCAGUCCUCUGCGGGAGCGACUCGAGGUAGCAAGCUUCCUGCAGCCACACUGUCCACCGCCGGCUCAUCACAGACAACCCUGGCCCCCCCGGUCACGGCCAGCUGCCAGAAGCCCUCUGCGAAACAGGUGACUCAAGUUAGCAUGCUUCCCGCGGCCACCCUCUCCACUACCGGCUCAUCACAGACAACCCUGGUCCCCCUGGUCACGGCCAACUCCCAGCAAUCCCCUGUGAGAGUGAUUCGAGUUAGCAUGCUUCCUGCAGCCACACGGCCCACCGCCGGCUCAUCACAGACAACGCUGGCCGCCCCAGUCACGGCCAACUCCCAGCAGUCCUCCGCGGGAGCCACUCGAGUUAGCAUGCUUCCUGCAGCCACACUGUCCACCGCCGGCUCAUCACAGACAACCCUGGCCCCCCCGGUCACGGCCAGCUCCCAGAAACCCUUUGCGAAACAGGUGACUCAACUUAGCAUGCUUCCCGAGGCCACCCUACCCACUACCGGCUCAUCACAAAGAAGCCUGGCCACCCAGGUCACGGCCCGCUCCCCUGGCCCCAACAUCAUCCAGCUGGCGGGCCCGGUCUGUGGAGCCCAGCCUUUGGCGAGGGGUUCCAGCCCCGGGCAGGGCUCUACCGCUGGGGCCACAGAUCCUGCGGGAAUCCAGCCCGGCAGCCUGCCCUCGGGAGCUCGGCCACCAAAUGCAGUGCGCACUGCAGCACAGGCUGCGUCUCCAGUCCGCGUUCGUUUUUUUUUUAAAAACGCUUCAGGCCUCAAGCCGGUGACUCUGCUGGAGCUUCCGCAAGGUUCGCCCCCUUUGAACGCCCAGCAGCAGCCAGAGCAGCGGCUCUAUCGGUUGAUUCCACAGGAACAACUUCAGCAAGCCUCCGCUUCUGGUCCUUGGCAGCCAGUGCCACGGGGUCCCGGUGCCCGAGGCCCAGCCCCUCCAGAGACGGCCUCACCUGCUCAGCAAGCCUUUGUCCUGAACCUCCUGGGACAGGGACGGGGCCGGGGACGGGGACAGGGACAGGGACAGGGGAGUUUGCUGCAGCCCCAGGCAGCUGUGUUGUCUCUGCUUGGCUGUGCUGCAGAGAACCAGGCAAGAGCCGGGCCGAGCGGCCCUCGGCACACGCUGCAGCUGUCCCCUGCCUCGCAGCCGUGGCCACAGCAGCAGGCGCAACAGCAUAGAAUCUUGCAGCACCCGGUGGCCGUGACAACAGUAGCCACCCAGACGGCUCAGCCUUCUUGGGGCCAGCGGGCCGCAAGCCAGUCCAAAGGUGAAAAGAACAGAGGCCCGCCUUCCCCUCCCAGAUCCUGA